Messenger RNA from Tribolium madens (black flour beetle), 860 nucleotides. RefSeq names its product FK506-binding protein-like. The record is from RefSeq and is a predicted model, not a curated record. The transcript has a single exon. Bases 1 to 795 code for a protein of 264 amino acids. NCBI's taxonomy places the organism in Eukaryota, Metazoa, Arthropoda, Insecta, Coleoptera, Tenebrionidae. Gene Ontology annotation, molecular function: protein binding.
AUGUGGAUCUCACCUGAUGGAAAAUUUCACAAAUUAGUUGUAGUGGAGGGUGAUUGGGGUAAAAAGCCAUCAGAACAGACUGAAUGUAAAAUAUUUGUAUCAGAUUGUCCAGAUUCAUUCUUAGAGUAUAAUAACACGAGUGUAGUCAUAGGUGAUAGCGACAGUGAGACAAGGCGAAAUUUAGAUUUAUGUUUAAUUACAAUGAACGAGGGCGAAACGGCCAAAUUCAGAAUAACAGCGGAAAAUGUGUCAUUCACACUAAAGUUAGAAAACAUGAAAUUCAACAGCUAUAUUUACGAAUGGGAUGCUAAAAAGAAAUACGAAAUUGCACAACACCACAAAGAGAGAGGCGUGGAAUUAUAUAAACAAAAUAGGGGCAAAGACGCCGCUCACAGAUUUAUCAGAGGUUUGAAAGUCUUGUCUUCAAUACCAAUUGAUGUUGAAACACCACCUGAACAAAUUGACACAAUUCCCCUUGAUGAUAUUAAUAAAUUAAAAGCGAAUUUGUAUAAUAAUUUAGCUUCGUUUUAUUUGAAAAAGCAAGAUUGGUUGCUUACUAUAGGCACCUGCAAACGAGUUUUCGACUUUGAUAAAGAUAGUGUUAAGGCACAUUAUAAACUUGCUGUUGCUUAUAUUAAAGACAAAAAUUUGGAAGCGGCUGAAAAAGAAUUGGAUGUUGUUUUAGCAGCGGAACCCAACAACAGGGCUGCCAUUGACCACAUGAAACAUGUCAAAGAGGAAAUACGCAAAGCUAAUGUUAAAUUUAAUAUGAUGGUUAAGAAAAUGUUUACUUAAGUUGUGCCAUAGUUUAGAUUUUUAUUUACGAUUAUGUAUUUUUUAGAAUAAAUGUUUAAUCUUAA